AUGUAAUGGUGUGGAAACACUGCCGCUUUCUUCAAUUCUCAGACUUUUGAGUCGCACAGACAAGGGGAUGGGCAGAAGAGCUGCCGACCUGACAACUCCAGUUCCAGUUUUAGGUGUCCCUGCACUGGUUGGAGUGCGUGGUUGGAGGACAACAGGAGGAGACAGAAGCGGAGAAGCCCUGCUGCUGCAGACGUGGGGACCUCAGUGCAGCGUUGGUGUUCAGACGUCCCCGGGGAUUAGCAGACCACCCACGGUACAGCAACUAACUGAUACACUCCUAACUCCAUCAGAUAGCAUUAUCCAAACAUCCAACAGCUAUAUUACCACCGAAACGGAGUAUAGGGAGAUAUUACUGCUUACAAGGAGUGACAAGGAGAAAAGGGCUAUUUUAAAACAGAAAAGUGGGGACUCAAAGACAAAAAAGGAAGUGACUUUCAAAGCACUAGGAGGUGAGGCCUCUAAGGAUGUGACCUGCACUCACAGGAACAGAAGUGGGACUUAUUGCUUUGCCAGAGCAAUCAAGACCAACCCAAAGUUUGCAGGGAAUGCCACUAAUGCAAAGCCUAAAUUGAAAACUGCAUCCCGAUACACCAACGGGAGCGUGGUGGAUUCGGAAGCAAUUGGUGGAAUUAGCGUUCAUAACGAUGAAGCCGAGCCUGGGAAUGGUUCGACGUCUCGAGGAAGAGCCCAAACCAGACUGGAAGGUCAUUAUGCAGAGCAGGUUGGGAAGACGCUGCUGUUAUCUGCUGUAAGACCUUUCGGUAUGCAAAAGAAAAUAUGCAGCCAUUGUGGCGGGAAACAGUAUUUAACCACUUUGAGGGAGAACAGCCCUAUGGCCGAUGCUUGCCUUGGAGAGAAACCAAUUAAGUCAACCCUCACCCUACCCCAUAUUGGGAGCAAGAAAAUGCCAAGUCAUAAUGAAAUCCCAGAGAGCACCACAUCCAGAGACAAUAGAACAAACAAUUCAGUCAAUCCGCAUCUGCUAUAUCUUAGUGAAGAACUACAGAACCGCAAAGCACCCCAUCCAGCUUGCCCAGUGCACUCUAAAGCCCAUGUAGUCACUCUGUCACAGAUUGAUUCUGCCAGCGACUCAACAUCCACCCAACCCACCACUAUCCUGCAUGCCAACACCAUCACUGUCACUAAAGCGACCAUUGAAACCAGAAAAGACGAUUACAGAACAAAACCUUCCCUGGACACAACAUCACAAGAAUGUAAAACCCAACGACCGACGAGUCUCAUAUUGACUCCACAGAUGGCCACAGCUACAAAAUCAAAUAACCCCCUAGCACAAACUUAUCCUAGGCCAAUCAAAAUAUCAGAGCAGAACUCAACGCUACUAAAUGAGCCAAAAAACGUGAGUGUGUCUGUACAUGCUGCUCCAUUAACCACACCUUCUUGUUCAUACACCACAGCUGGAUUACACACAAAAACCUCCAAAACCAACACUCACCAAACAACUCCCAUCUUUAAUUCUGCACUGAUGUCUACUGAAAGUGUACCUGCUAAAGUUGCUACUCAUAAAACCCCGCCCUCAAUCCACACAGUUAGAGUGAAUAUAGACGCGCAUACAACUGAUAGCCCAAGAAUGACCCUCAAAUGUCCAACCUUAUCAAGGACAAUGAGUGCAUCAGACCCCUUUCAUAAACCAGAAGCUUCUGCACGAUCUUUACCUGCAAGGCCACCUCGUACUUCAUCUGAUCCAGGUCAUAAACCACAAGCUAAGUCAUCCCCAAACGUCGUCAACAAAUCAUCAGGUAAAUCGUCUUUUACCGACAUCUUGACAAGUGCACCACACACAAAGCCACAUCCAUCUCUCAGCACUGUUGUAACACAGCACACUUUGAAUCAAAACUCAAAAUCAGACCAAAUUAUGCACACAAGCACUAAACAUAAAACGGUCUCAGUUGAAAUUCAUCUAAUUAGACCUACCUCCUCAAAGUCUGAACCUGCACUUCAUGUUUCUACAGCAUCUCCAAAAGCAACAAAAGCCAGAGACUCAAGAGUUAGGUUGCCAUCAAGAGCUGCUGCCACUUCCACUUCCACAUCCACAUGUAACAGCCCUCUUUACAAAAAUAAAACCCUCAGGAAGUCCUCAAUCAAUCUGAAAAGUUCACCUCCCACCGCUGCCAUCUGUUCAUCUACAAUGGCAGAAAACCAAAGUACUGUCUGUUUUUCAGGUACAAAGUCUCAAUCAGCAGAUGCGACAAAACAUGGCAAAGAACUUGGUCGAAAUGAAGAUACACACACAAAUCAACAAGCAAAAGACACAAAGACUCAAACUUAUAAUGAUUGUGCUUUAUCAGGCGUAGUUUCCAAUCAGGAAAACAACUCGAAAACAACUCCAGUUGCAUUUUCUGAGCCGCUAAAUGUGUCAAAAAGUCAAAAAGAGGCGUUGAUGCAAGAAACCCUAAAUCAACCAUUAUACCAAACACGCAGUCGUACAAUGACAAAAACAAAUUCAAUGGUAAUCUAAUCAAUGAAUUAGCAGCGUGUGAGUCAAAAGACCGUGAAAAUUCUAAUCUAUCACAAGUCACUAGCCUUUUGAACAACAUUUCCCUAAUGAAGUCAAGCAGCUCUUGUCUGCAGGGUUGCAUAAACACAGACCAACAAAGACUCCCACAUUAUCAAGGAUGCACAGGCACAGAACAUGAGGGACACUUUGGUGCAUGCCCACCAGCGGAAAAAGCCCAGGACACAGAUUUAAAUGCAGAAAAGUUUGCCUUGGGAGUAUCAGUCAGGCAUGCACACAUUAAACAUAAAUCCAAUGCAGAAAAACAGACACAUCCAAAUAAGUCAACACCCUCUGUCACAAUGCAAAUAAAACUUGCACUAGCAAGUGAACAUGCCCACCCUGUAAUCGAAUCUUCAGUCCACCAAACCUCGAGUUCAGAUACUUCAUCACUACCACCAGCACACACACAUCCAGAGUUUUCUUUUACUGCAACAGCCCCUGUUAACAGCAAGGGAGAGCUUUGUUCCCGCCCAGGCCCUGAAUGUGAGCCUGUAUUGACAUCUUCGACAAUGCAAAAGGCAUCCCCCCUUUCCUCCAGACCUGCAAGGCAGAAGCAAUCAUCAGACAGGGUUCGAGGUUUAGCCCCGCUGCCCCUCGGCUAUGCCCGGAGGAUCCCCACCUGGCUCACUCCCACCCAGCUGAAGCAGCCCUUUUGCUGCCUCCCUCCCCGCAGUGCUGCAAAUCAGCAGCCCUUCAGCAAAGACUGGAGACAGUGGAGGCCAGCCUGGCAGCCAACAAGGACAGGAUAACCACUCUGCUUAACAUUAUCCAUGACCUGGAGACAUGCUACACUCCCACCAGCGGGAGGCGAUGCCACAAUACUGGGCAGGACCUCAAAAACUGCUCAACCUGCCAGAAGACUGCUUGCAUUGUGUACAGUGUGGAGUAUGACUUCAGGCAGCAGGAGAGACGCUUCUUGGAGGUCCUGAAUCAUUCAGUGAAAGGAAAUCAUUCUUUCUCAGUGCACCUGACCCAGCCCUUGAACUUUGGCCUGCUCAGAAAUCUCAUCCUGAAGAGAUAUAAAAAGUCAAAGGUGAAAAGCAAAAAGCUGUACAAGACUCUGUUCAAAUGGCUGCCCAGGAAAAUCCAGCGUGUAUAGACACUUUUUUUUUUAACAAUACCUGUAUGCUGUCUAAGCCUGUGUUACAAGUGACCAGCAGAUGCCCCUGCAGAGGACUCCUAUUAUUCCCUUAUUACCCAUAGAAUGAGAUUACUCUGAAUGGCCGUGUCGAGUUUCACUCUCCUGCACUUUGUCAAAGCUUAUAAGCCAGUUUUUACACUUGAAUUAUCCGCCUGAUCUCUGUGACCUUAAGCUAGAAUCAUUCAUAAGGAAUUAUUUAUUUCACUUUGAAAGCUAAUGCUUUUGUUGUGAACAUGCCUGCUUCAAAUUGAUGGCAACCCACAGCUGCAGAUUUCUUAAUAUCAUUUUAGCUCUGACCUUUUAUUCUAUUUGCAAUAUAAAGAUGAAUCCACAGUGAGUUUCCGUUCAUGCUACAUUUCUCCUUCAAAUGUCCCCUAACCUAUCUUUGCUGUAUGAAUAAUGUGCAAUAUAAGUUUGGGAAAAUGCAAAAAAAAUAAAUCAGAAUUUACAAACUGUU
Molecule: messenger RNA, 4113 nt
Organism: Labrus bergylta (ballan wrasse)
Lineage: Eukaryota; Metazoa; Chordata; Actinopteri; Labriformes; Labridae
Source: RefSeq, a predicted model, not a curated record